AUGCGAGAAAACUAUACCAAAUUUGAUAGUUUUGCGCAAACUUUUGCAGUUCUUCAAAGAGUAUUAAAUGCAAGUAUUAUAGUUGACAAUGUCAAAGUGUCCUCGAUUGAUAGAGGAUUAUGUGUAUUGAUUGGAUUAUCAACAGAAGAUACUAACGAGGAUUUAGAAUAUAUUGUUAAGAAGAUACUUAAUGUUAAAGUGUUUGAUUGUGAGGAUGGGGAAGGGAAAGAAAAGAAGAUGUGGGCUAGAAGUGUUAAAGAUGCUGGUUUGGAAGUAUUAUGUGUAUCACAAUUCACAUUAUACGGAAAUACAAGGCAAGGUAAUAAACCUGAUUUUCACAAUUCAAUGAAAUCAGAAACUUCAAAAACAUUUUAUGCAAAUUUCAUUAAUAGGUUGAAACAAGAAUAUAUCGAGGAUAAAGUUAAAGAUGGGAUCUUUGGAGCAAUGAUGAAUGUUCAUCUUGUAAAUGAGGGACCAGUAACACUGGAAUUAGAUUCCAGGAAAUUUAUUUAUGUAGAUAAACGUAGUAGAAUGAAGAUUGACAAAUAUUGCCUGUUAUUUAUCCAUUCAUAG
Entrophospora sp. SA101 is the source of this 573-nucleotide messenger RNA. NCBI's taxonomy places the organism in Eukaryota, Fungi, Glomeromycota, Glomeromycetes, Entrophosporales, Entrophosporaceae. The record is from the annotation of a GenBank genome assembly.